UCCUAUUUCAUACAGAAAGAAGAAAGAAAUGGAGAAGCAAAUAGCCAUUCGAUUAAUAAGCUUGUUAAUACUAUUAAAAAUGGUUACAGCAGCAAUAGAUAAAAGCCCAAAAGCAGUAGAAAAAUGGUUCAAAAAUCUCCCCAAUGCAAAGCCAAAAACCACAAAAUUCCAUUUCUAUUUUCAUGAAAUUUUUGGAGGAGAUAACCAAACAGCUCCUAUAAUUGCACAAGCCAACAUUACAUCUCAAUCACCCACAUUCUUUGGUAUGGUGAGAAUGUUCGACAAUCCAUUGACUGUUGGGCCGGACCCCAAUUCCAAACAAGUGGGCCGGGCCCAAGGAAUCCAUGGGGCCCCAUCAAUGACUGAAUUGGCCCUGUUUUUCGACUUCAAUUUUGUGUUCAAUGAUGGGCCUUAUAAUGGUAGUACUCUAAGUGUAUUGGGCCGGGUCGCUGAAUCACAGGAAUAUAGAGAGUUGUCAAUUAUUGGUGGAUCUGGAAUUUUUAGGCUUGCUCAGGGUAUAGCUACUGCUAAGACUUAUUUCUCUAAUGAUAUACUUGUUAUUGUUGAGUAUAAUCUUAUAGUACUUCAUUAUUAACUUCAUGCUAUUAAGCAUUUUGAUCUAAUAAGCUUAGAGGAAUGAAAUUUGUUGAUUCUAUACGUUUCUCUGUGUUUUAGAUCUCAAAGUUGUUAGAAAUGC
This is a messenger RNA of Lycium barbarum (goji berry), 697 nucleotides long. Its product is annotated as dirigent protein 1-like. NCBI's taxonomy places the organism in Eukaryota, Viridiplantae, Streptophyta, Magnoliopsida, Solanales, Solanaceae. The record is from RefSeq and is a predicted model, not a curated record. The transcript has a single exon. Bases 29 to 595 code for a protein of 188 amino acids.